CUCCUUCUGACAGGGAUUAAGUGUGACACGGAGCUCCUCUCACACACUCCGGAUCCCAUCAUAACUUUUGAGAGGUGGGGAAACGGCUGUGGCUUCUCCUUCAGUCUGAGCAGCAGAGGCGAGAAGGACGCGCACCGGGUCACCGAUGGAGAAAUCAAAAAACUUUCGCAUUGACGCGCUUUUAGCAGUCGAUACACCCAAGGCGCAGACCUCGCCGCUGGCGCUUGUCACUUCCCUGUCUUCCUCCUCCUCCUCCAUCCCAUCGUCUGGAAGUGUGGCAGCCGCGGAGCUGACCACCAGUGCCGAUUCUUUACGCGCCGACACGCCGUCUCCGCCGAGGAUUUCCACCUGCGGGUUGAUUCCCAAACCGGGUUUCCUCAACAGCCCGCACAGCAUGGUUGGAUUACAUCCGCAGAGCACGGCAGGGAUUCCAGCACAGGCUCUCUACGGUCAUCCCAUGUACACCUACUCGGCUGCUGCGCUUACAGGCCAACACCCUGCCCUGUCCUACUCCUAUCCACACGGCUCCCAUCACCACCACACCAGCGAUCCCAUUAAACUGACAGCCAGCACCUUCCAGCUAGACCACUGGCUCCGGGUCUCCACGGCCGGGAUGAUGCUCCCCAAAAUGUCUGACUUUAAUUCUCAGGCGCAGUCCAAUUUACUUGGAAAGUGCCGAAGACCAAGAACUGCAUUCACGAGUCAGCAGCUGCUGGAACUGGAGCAUCAGUUCAAAUUGAAUAAGUACCUGUCAAGACCAAAGCGCUUUGAAGUGGCCACCUCCCUCAUGCUGACAGAAACUCAGGUUAAAAUCUGGUUCCAGAACAGACGCAUGAAGUGGAAGAGAAGCAAGAAGGCAAAAGAGCAGGCCGCCCAGGAGGCCGAGAAGCAGAAAGGCUCCAAGGGCGGCCAAGAGAAAUCAGACGGACUCGAACAGUCGGAUUAUCACAGCAAGACGGACUCAAAAAACGGCAGAAUAAGAGAUUUCAGGGACAGUGACGACGACGAAGGCGAAAAUUUCCUGUACAACUCGUCAGACUGCUCUUCGGACGACGAGAGGAAUCACAACAGUGACAUAAGUCCGCAGCCUUGAAGCUUGAAGCAAAAGGGCGAAGGCAGCGUUUUCCAUUUCUAGUGACUCUGGGGGGGCUUUCGCUGUAAAAUGCAGUUAGAUGCAUGUAAUCCAACCUCUAAUCACAUACUUGGAAUUGUGGAGAUCUUUGUUUUUGUUAUGAAAAUAAUAAAAUGUAGGUCAAGAAUAGACCCUCGUGUCAUAAACAAGCAAUAAAGCAGAAGAUUUGCGGUUUAUAUCGUGCAGCAUCCGGCUAUAGGUAAAACUGUGAUAUAGCCUAUUGCAUGGUUAUAUGCAAACGCUGUAAACUGGCUCAGGAUUUUGCAAUAUCCACCUGCUGUGAUGGUUAGUUUAUCAGCAAUAAUCUUUCAAUUAUAUCCUAUCCUAUAUCCCUUACACUAAAUAGUGGCUCUUUUAUUUUUGUUCUUUGUGAUGUUUUACUUCCUCAGUGCCAUAUCACACUGGAAAAAUGUUAUGUUUAUUUUUCUAUCUGUAUUUAUAAAACAGUCAUACAUCUGCAUGCUAAAUUAUUGUUUAGCGUCUUCGCAAACAAUGUGAAAUAAAGUGUUUUGGGG
Molecule: messenger RNA, 1647 nt
Organism: Oreochromis niloticus (Nile tilapia)
Lineage: Eukaryota; Metazoa; Chordata; Actinopteri; Cichliformes; Cichlidae
Gene: mnx1
Product: motor neuron and pancreas homeobox 1
Exons: 3
Coding region: 146-1093 (315 amino acids)
Biological process (GO): endocrine pancreas development; regulation of DNA-templated transcription; central nervous system development
Cellular component (GO): nucleus
Molecular function (GO): DNA-binding transcription factor activity, RNA polymerase II-specific; sequence-specific double-stranded DNA binding
Source: RefSeq, a predicted model, not a curated record